Messenger RNA from Magallana angulata, 2396 nucleotides. RefSeq lists its product as uncharacterized. The transcript has 2 exons. Lineage: Eukaryota; Metazoa; Mollusca; Bivalvia; Ostreida; Ostreidae. The record is from RefSeq and is a predicted model, not a curated record. Bases 451 to 2361 code for a protein of 636 amino acids.
AAUCGGUGUCAGGAACGAGUCAUAUCGCUGUCGUCUUCAACUGGAACUGGGAAAGACAGACAAGUCUCGCAGAAUCUCGUUGACCUGAGUUGUUUGGCGAGACGGUCAGGUGAUCAAGGUAAUCUAAAGCGAUAAUCCAUCAUUGUUGUGGUUGUCCAUUCUAUAAAUAGUGCGCGGGGUUCACACCGCCUAACUACAUGUGUAAGUCAUUGUGUGUCGAUCUACACGACGUAACAUUCUUUAUCUAUUGAUUCCGUGCAUGCGAAGACCGGGAGCUGAAUUUUGAAAUCCUUUCUAUAGUGCGUGUAGGCCGAAACCCAACACCACGGCCAUGCCAGCACAGGGAUAUUUCGUGGAUCCGGAAAGACGUAAGGACAGUAACUACUGAAAGGAGACCACUAUUAAGAAGACAAGAGCGGGUUAUAGGGUGGUGAUCAGAAAGUAGCAGGAAUGGUCCAGCGACGGCGACUGAAGAGAUACUUACGGAACUUGCUGCUGUUUGUGGUAGUUGCAUCAGCGGUCGUCUAUUUCAACAUUCAGUACAACUGGCCCGUGUUUCACGUUUUCCGGAACAAAAACAUCCUUGCACCCUGUAUUAUACCUAAAUAUGACCUGGAGGAUCCACAACUCGACCGGUUCUUCUGGAGUCAGGUUCCAUUAAAAUGUGACACAUGGGAAAACCUUGUGUUCAUCGAUUCCGCGGGAAUCCUUCACAUCAACGAAACCGCCAUAAGACGCGGUGGACACGAUCAUGUGACCUGUAAGUACGGGAAAAUUCAGCUGCACGGUGAUUACAAAGUAACCAUUGCAGAUCUGACCGAAUUCAAACAGCCUGAAUACAUAGACACAGACUUCGUGAAUGUGCAGUGUUUCAGUGAUGACCAGAAACAAAUAUACAAUAACCUUCAUAUGCAUGUUGAUAUCAAAAGUAUAAAGAAACAGAGAGAAAUUGCAACAGAGAGCAAAGAUCAACUAAGCGUGUACUUGUUUGGAAUUGACUCCAUGUCGAGGUUAAUUACCGAAAGGAAACUAAAAAAGACUAUGAGGUAUCUCCGCGAAGAACUGGAUGCGUACGUUCUGAAAGGAUACACAAAAGUCGCAGACAAUUCUUUCCCUAAUCUACUUCCGGUGUUCACAGGUUUAAAGGCAUACACUAAGGAAGUUCCUCCCGGAAUCGAUAACAUUCCAUUUAUUUGGAAGAACUUUUCCCGGAAAGGCUACAUCGAUCAUUUGUCGGAAGACCACCCUGGGCUCGCCUCAUUCCAAGGGUUCAACUCUCCUCCCGUCACGCAUUAUUUACGUCCCUUCUUCAUGGCUAUGGAGAAAAUCGUCAGUCCGCGAAGUGUCCUGAACAACGCCUAUAUGUUCGUUCAGCACCGAAACUUCCUACAAAACAACGUCUCACCCAUGUGUUUUGGAAAUCAGUUGAAACAUAAGUACGUUAUGGACUUCACGCGCCGUUUCGUGGAGACUUACGGCUCGCACUUAAAGUUCUCUUUCACUUGGAUCAAUGAAAUCACUCAUGACUUCAUCAAUAUUGUAGAACUUGCAGAUGAAGAAAUUCUAAAUUAUUUCAAGUGGUUGAAAGAUAGCAAGAGACUGGACAAUGCUGUGUUGAUAUUCUUCAGUGACCACGGCCCUCGAUACAGUGAAAUACAGAACACUGCGGUCGGAAGGAUCUCAAACCUUCUUCCCCUUUUUACCAUGGUGCUACCUGAUCAUAUAAAAUCUCGUUUCCCUCAUAUACAUCGGAACCUUAAGAAAAACAUCGAGAGACUAUCAACUCAUUAUGACUUCUUUGAAACAAUGAAAGACAUUUUGAACUCAGAUUUCGCGGAAAAACCCCCCAUUGAUAGCACUGCCAUUCCAAGAGGAAUAAGUUUAUUUCAAGAAAUCCCAUCCUCUCGGAGUUGUAAAACAGCUGACAUUUCGGAGCAUUAUUGUCCCUGUUACUCAUCUAAGCAGCUCUCUCCGAAUGACGAAAGAGUUCGCGCCAUUUCACUCUUUAUAGUUGACAGAAUUAAUGCCAUUCUGGGGGAGAUUCCCGGCAGGUGCGCAAAGCUUUCACUAGACUCCGUGGAACAGGCCUCUUUUGUGUAUGCUGAUAUGGAGAGAGACCAAAAUGCGGAGAGUUACUUCUCGUUUAGAAGUUAUCUGUGGAAAAUCGAGGAGAAGACCCGACUCCUUGUGAGCCUUAAGACUUCCCCCGGGGGUGCUCAGUUUGAGACAACUGUUGAAUACCGUGGUAAAAGAAACAUCAAACUUCUUGGUGAUAUAAAUAGAACGAACAAGUAUGGAGAUCAGGCCAAAUGUAUCAAAUUUGAAGAAAAGUUUUAUAGAUUAUACUGUCUAUGUCUCUAGCUCUUUGUGUAUUAGGAUUAAAAAAUGUAAAUCUU